Molecule: messenger RNA, 258 nt
Organism: Penicillium lagena
Lineage: Eukaryota; Fungi; Ascomycota; Eurotiomycetes; Eurotiales; Aspergillaceae
Exons: 2
Coding region: 1-258 (85 amino acids)
Source: RefSeq, a predicted model, not a curated record
AUGACUCUCCCUCGGGGAAUCGAACCCCGGUCUCCCGCGCUUAUCGGUACCAAGGAAGAUAAGCUGGCCGAGUUACUGCUCGGCCACUUGGUACUGGACAAGGAAAACCUAGCACUUUUGUUCUAUAAUGGAAGCUGCAGUCACCGGUUCCUGAUUGGCAUAUUUCCGGUGAAUACGCCUCCAUGCCCGAUGGGAGAAGCAGCCCUCGACGGUACAUACAUGGUCUUCGGGGAUGUGGAGAUGGAUGAUGGACUGUAA